GCCAUUCACGCUGCUAACACGGUGUGAGUAUUGAGAAGCUCUGUUUUCCUUAUGUCCUCAGAGGUCGGAGUGCAAAGAGGAAUUAUGCUUUGACUUUUAUUCUAAGAACUGUUUACAGACAUCACUUGGCUUAAUAUGUGGAUUUGAAUGGGGACAGACCUUUUAGAAAUGGAAGCAGGCAUUAUUCUGAUACCUCUGGAAGAAGACCCCUCUCCGGGAAAUGUUUGCAUUCAAUGAUUGCAAAUCACGUCGGUUUUUGUAGGUCAUUAUCAGAAGAACUCGUCUGACUCGGAUAUAACAAUGGAUGAUAAUGACCAGGCAGAGACCUUUGAGCGUUUUGAGCCAAGCUGUAUUCUAAUCCUGAUUAUAACUGGCAAAAUUAUAAUGAACAUCUUUAUUUCCGGAGCAAAACGAAGAAGCGUCAGUCCGAGCUUCAUGGGAUAUUUUUGUCUGUCCCUAGCUUUUACAGAUUUUGCUCUUUUGAUUUCAGUCUUCAGCAUUCACUAUUUUCAGGAUUUUGCGAUAUGGGGUGUUAGGUUCACAACUUACCAUAUAUGUCUGCUGACGCAGAUUAUAUCCCAUACAUAUGGUAUCUUACACUAUCCUGUUUUUGUAGCAAGUGGACUGGAUUAUUACUUGACUAUUGUAAAGUCUGUACAUCUUUCAAGGUUUUGCAGUGGAUUUCUCUAUUGUGCAGUUGUUCUGCUCCUGUGGACUUUGGCUUUUUUGUAUACCCUCAAUAUCCCGGCUGGCUUGGCAGAAUGGAAUGCUGGAGUAAUAUCCCACCAAUGCACUUUUUACAUCAGCAGACAAAGUUUUUAUCUAUCAGCUGCCAUAGUCGUUACGGUUUUCAUGGUUCUUGUAAUCUGCUGUUUUGAGGUUGUGGCAUUAAUAAGAACAAUGAAACUAACUACCUAUUGUGAUAAAACUGUGAUUCUGUUUUCAUACGGAAAUGAGUGGCCAAUACGAAGCACUAGAUGUCUCCUGACUUCUUUUCUAUUUUCAUUUCUGGGGACGUGGGCGCCAUUUCUUCUCAUUCAAAUCAUCAUUAUUUUCUCAUGUGCCCAUAUCCCGGGAUACAUGGAUAUGAAUGUUGCAUGGCUGUAUUUCAUGAACAGCUUUCUAGUGGGAGUGUCUUAUAGUCUUGAGUAUCCCAAUAUUCCAAUAAUAGAGCGGAAGCUUAAUGUGGAUCCUUUUAUAGACUGGAAAUACUGCGUUUAUCCAUUUUAUACAGAGGACAGCCAAAUAACUGCAUUAAAGGAAAUGCCUCUGGAAGUUGUGAUUUAAUA
This is a messenger RNA of Pelobates fuscus (common spadefoot toad), 1289 nucleotides long. It is a transcript of the gene GPR160, whose product is annotated as G protein-coupled receptor 160. The record is from RefSeq and is a predicted model, not a curated record. Gene Ontology annotation, molecular function: G protein-coupled receptor activity. The coding region runs from base 301 to 1287 and encodes 328 amino acids. Gene Ontology annotation, biological process: G protein-coupled receptor signaling pathway. NCBI's taxonomy places the organism in Eukaryota, Metazoa, Chordata, Amphibia, Anura, Pelobatidae. The transcript has 3 exons. Gene Ontology annotation, cellular component: signaling receptor complex; plasma membrane.